GCUCGCGAUUUUUCACCGCAGCACAUCACGAAGCAGCUGCAACUGUGGCCCACUCUACAGUAGCACGCUCCCUCCUCCCGUUCAUGGACGAGUCCCCCCUCCCCGUCCAUACCUCGCGUACGGUUGCCACUCCCUCCACCUUGAACCCUCGCCCAACCAAAAACCCCUCCCCCGCCACCGCCAGCGACGACUACGGCGGAAGGGGGCGCGGCCUCCCCGAUGGGCGUGUCCUAGCUGGUACAGGUGCGAUGUGGUUCACCUAAGCCAAAGGAGAACCAUUUUGUGUUUUAAUUCAAAGUACACAUCUCUCGCAAAAUGUCACUGGUUCUUCGCUUCAAUCUGCUGAGGAACAACAUAUGGAGCAGCUAUCCAGUUAGGUUUCUCAAGCAACUUGCUGGAUUUUCAUAUGAGAAACUGCUUCAGCCUGGAAACUAUGAGAAGCGACAUUUCACAACAAAGCUUACAGAGACAGCUAGUUGGCACAAAACUGACUCAGCUUCAUGUAUUCCUGCAAUUUCGCCACUGUGGCUUCGACAAACUUCUGAACAUGACCAACCUGCAACUAUUCUCGUCUUCGAUAUUGAGACUACUGGUUUUCUCCAUGCGGAUCAUAGAAUCAUUGAGUUUGCACUCCGCGACCUUUCUGGAGGAAUGAAUUGCACAUUUGAGACUCUCAUUAAUCCUGAACGGAAUGUUCCCAGAUAUGCUGCAGAAGCCAACAAUAUUACUACUGAAUUGGUCUGCAGGCCUGAUGUCCCAAGGUUCAGCGAUUUACUUCCAAUACUACUAGCAUAUGUUCAAAGUCGCCAAGCUCCUGGCAAGCCAGUUCUGUGGGUUGCUCACAAUGCAAAACAAUUCGAUGUCCCUUUUGUUAUUCAAGAGUUUGAACGUUGUUCAGCCCAAGUUCCUGCAGAUUGGCUGUUUGUUGACAGUCUUUGUUUAGCAAGGAAAUUGAAGAAAUCAGAUGGAAAUAUAGGUCUACUAAACUUGAAGGCACUGGGAGAACACUAUGGUGUCAGUUCCGAAGGUCCUUCUCAUAGAGCAAUGCCAGAUGUGCAAGCAUUAUGCGACAUUCUCCCAAAAAUCACUUUGGGUUUAAAAUUAACAUGUGACGGUCUCAUGAGCGAGGCCAGAAAAUUUUACGAUUUCAGGAAGGUUUCACGAAUGUAAAUCUCUGAUCUCAUUUUUCUUAGUUAUAAACUAUUUGACUUUUCCCCUAUAGGAUAACCAUAUCCUUUACAUAUCUGAGUGUUGUGCCUCUGGUUUAGCAUAUCAAAUUCUUGAUUAUCAUAGCUUUCUUGUAUCAAACAUCUGGUAUUCCACUUUGAUGAAUGGAAAUGGGGUCGAGCUUCGGUCUCAAAAAAGUACCAAAUUCUCAAUGAUCAUAGCUUUCUUGUGUUGAA
Molecule: messenger RNA, 1403 nt
Organism: Panicum hallii
Lineage: Eukaryota; Viridiplantae; Streptophyta; Magnoliopsida; Poales; Poaceae
Product: exonuclease DPD1, chloroplastic/mitochondrial
Exons: 4
Coding region: 316-1170 (284 amino acids)
Biological process (GO): DNA catabolic process
Cellular component (GO): cytoplasm
Molecular function (GO): nucleic acid binding; 3'-5'-DNA exonuclease activity
Source: RefSeq, a predicted model, not a curated record